Messenger RNA from Salvia miltiorrhiza (redroot sage), 3882 nucleotides. Its product is annotated as pumilio homolog 2-like. The transcript has 10 exons. Gene Ontology annotation, molecular function: mRNA binding. The record is from RefSeq and is a predicted model, not a curated record. Gene Ontology annotation, cellular component: cytoplasm. Bases 384 to 3512 code for a protein of 1042 amino acids. Lineage: Eukaryota; Viridiplantae; Streptophyta; Magnoliopsida; Lamiales; Lamiaceae. Gene Ontology annotation, biological process: post-transcriptional regulation of gene expression.
GAUACACAUAGAAAUAUUAGAACGUUACAAAAAAGAAUUUAUUAGGCAAGUGUAGCCCGUGCCUCCCUUCCUCUUUCUUUAGUUGUGAAACAAAACCCUAAAUGGGGUUCAAUUCGCCGCCAGAUUGAUCCUCUUCCUUAUUAAAUAAACCUGUGAUCCUCUGUCUCACUCUCAGUGUUCUUGCACAAACUCUACACCAAUACCAUUUCACUCUCUCUCAGAGGCAGGCACCUUGGUUUUUUCCUUUCUUUUAAUCACAAUUAAUGUAAUAUUGCACAUUUAUUUGAGAUUCAAUGAAGGACAAUGGAUAAAACUCGUUUGAUUUACGGUUACUCAACCUACGCUGAAAUUGUUAUCUGUGGCUAUUGAGUUUGUGAAGAAUCAUGUUGUCUGAAUUGGGUAGAAGGCCGACGAUUGGAAAUAAUGAAAAUUCAUUUGGAGAUGAGUUUGAGAAGGAGAUAGGUUUCUUGCUCCGUGAACAGCGGAGGCAAGAGGCCGAUGAUCUUGAGAAGGAGCUGAAUUUGUAUAGGAGUGGAUCGGCUCCACCUACUGUGGAUGGUUCAUUGAGUGCAGUUGGUGGCUUGUUCAACCAUGGUGGUGCUGCGGGUGGCCCGGCUUUUGCUGAUUUCGCGGAAAGCAGUGGCAAUGGGUUCAUGUCCGAGGAGGAGCUUAGGUCUGAUCCCGCUUACUUAUCUUAUUAUUACUCAAAUGUCAAUUUGAACCCGAGGCUGCCACCACCUCUGAUCUCGAGGGAGGAUUGGCGAUUUGCUCAGAGGUUUCAAGGAGGGAGUUCUGCAAUUGGUGACAGGAGGAAGGUCAAUAGGGAUGAUAGUGGCAAUGGUGGGAGAUCCAUGUUUCCAUCGCAACCUAGUUUCAACUCUAACAAGCAGGAGAGUGAGGACAUGGACAGACUGCAGGGUCAUGUGGAGUGGGGCGGUGAUGGACUUAUUGGAUUGCCUGGAUUAGGACUAGGUGGCAAGCAAAAGAGUCUUGUAGAGAUAUUUAAGGACGACUUUAACCGUGCUACUCCGGAUUCUACACACCCUUCAAGACCGGCCAGCAGAAAUGCUUUUGAUGAGAAUGCCAAUGCUUUGAGCUCAGCAGAAGCUGAGCUCGCUCAUCUGUAUGGAGAUUUUACAUCCUCAGACCCAUUACUCUCAGCUUCAAAUAUGCACAAUUCAACAGGUGCUCAGCAUGCUGGAGGACCUACUUCAUAUUCUUAUGCUGCUGCUUUGGGUGCAUCCUUGUCAAGAAGCUCAACACCAGAUCCUCAACGAACUGCAAGAGCUCCCAGCCCUUGCCCGACUCCUAUUGGUGGAGGCAGGGUCGGAAAUUCAGAAAAAAGAAGCAUAAAUAAUGCCAGCUCCUUUGGUGGGGUAUCUUCUCACUCAAAGGACACUGCUGAUCUGGUUGCUGCCUUAUCAGGAGUGAACCUCUCGAAUGGCAUUAUGGAUGAGGAGCAUCAUUUAUCUUCUCAUAAUGAGCCUAAUCCGGAUGGUCAUAAAAAUUAUCUUUUUAAUAUGCAGGGAGGCCAAAAUAAUGUUAGACAGCAUAUGUAUAAGAAAAAACAUGAAUUUGGGCAGUCAAAUAUGUCUUCUGCUCCUCAACCAGCAAACUUAAGCACCUCUGAUUCUCUUCUAAGCAACGGUUAUGUGUCGCAUCUCACUAGUAAUGCUUAUCUUCAAGCUGAGCUUCAGAAAAAUGGUGUUCAUUCGAAUCACUCAUACAGGAAAGGAUCUUCUAAUGCUGCAGUAAAUGGUGGAGGUGGCAUACUUCCUCAGUAUCAGCAUUUGGAUAGUCCCAAUUCAUCCUUCUCAAAUUAUGGAAGUGGCUAUCCUAUGAGUCCAAUAUCUGGUAACCUUGGGAGCCCCAAUUUGCCUCCACUGUUCGAGAAUGCUGCUGCUGCAUCUGCUAUGGCUGCAUCUGGAAUGGAUUCCAGAAUGUUGGGAGGAUCAAAUACUGUGCCGGAGCUGAACCUGAGCAGAAUAGGCAAUCAGAUGACUGGGAAUGUGCUGCAGGCACCUUUUAUUGACCCUUUGUAUCUCCAGUACUUGAGGACUGCUGAAUACUCUGCAGCACAAGUUGCAGCUCUUAAUGAUCAAUCUGUCGAUAGGAACUAUUUGGGUGAUUCAUACUUGGACCUGCUGCAGAAGGCCUAUCUCGGAAAUUUGUUACCCGCUCAGAAUUCAGAGUAUGGUGUUCCCUUGGGUGGCAAAACUGGUGUAUCUAGUCCUCAUGGUUACUAUGGAAAUCCUGCUUUUGGGCUUGGAUUGUCAUAUCCUGGCAGUCCCUUGGCAAGCCCAGUAAUUCCCAAUGCAGCUGGAGGACCUGGCAGCCCCAUCAGGCAUGGAGACUUCAGUAUGAGAUACCCUGGCGGGCUGAGAAAUGCAGCUGGGAGUAUUAUUGGACCCUGGCAUUUGGACCCUAGCUUCAGUUCUUCUUUACUGGAAGAGUUCAAGAGCAAUAAAGCCAGAUGCUUUGAGCUUUCUGAGAUCACUGGUCACGUUGUUGAGUUCAGCGCUGAUCAAUACGGGAGCCGAUUCAUUCAACAAAAGCUUGAAACUGCCACAACAGAAGAGAAGUGCAUGGUUUUCGAGGAAAUUUUUCCUCAAGCUCUUACACUAAUUACUGAUGUGUUUGGCAAUUAUGUAGUCCAAAAGUUUUUUGAACAUGGCAUGCCAUCUCAAAGAAGAGAAUUAGCCAGCAAGCUUUUUGGACAUGUACUGACCCUAAGCCUCCAGAUGUAUGGUUGCCGAGUGAUACAGAAGGCAAUAGAAGUUAUAGAUGUUGAUCAGAAAAUCAAAAUGGUUGAAGAGCUGGAUGGGAAUGUCAUGCGAUGUGUUCGUGAUCAAAAUGGAAAUCACGUCAUUCAGAAGUGCAUUGAGUGUGUCCCUGAGGAGCAUAUUCAGUUUGUUGUGUCAACAUUUUUUGACCAAGUUGUGACUCUCUCUACUCAUCCAUAUGGCUGUCGUGUGAUCCAGAGAGUUCUCGAGCACUGUAAGGAUGAAAAAACCCAGAUGAAAGUGAUGGAAGAGAUUAUGGGGUCUGUAAGCAUGCUAGCACAGGAUCAGUAUGGGAAUUAUGUUGUUCAGCAUGUACUGGAGCAUGGGAAGCCACAUGAGCGAACAACCAUAAUUCAGGAAUUAGCUGGAAAGAUAGUUCAGAUGAGCCAGCAGAAAUUUGCAUCAAAUGUUGUUGAGAAAUGCUUGACUUUUGGUGACCCAAGCGAACGCCAGUUACUGGUGACUGAGAUGCUUGGAACAACUGAUGAAAAUGAACCUCUUCAGGCUAUGAUGAAAGAUCAGUUUGCAAACUAUGUCGUACAGAAAGUGCUUGAGACAUGUAGCGAUCAAGAGCGUGAACUGAUCAUGUGUAGAAUUAAGGUCCAUCUGAAUGCACUGAAGAAGUACACCUAUGGGAAGCAUAUAGUAGCUCGUGUAGAGAAACUUGUUGCCGCUGGGGAGAGGAGAAUCGCUGCUGCUGCCGCUGCUCAGAACCCUAAUGCUGUGUAGACGUGCUGUAGGAAAGAAGUUGUACAGCUAACUCAGCCUAGUUUGGCUAGUCGUGGUUUCUCCCCCCUAUCGUGUGUUGCUCUCUGCUCAUACACAUCUUUCGGGUAUGAGCUUAAUUGCAAAUAAAAAAGUUACCUGUACUGGAAAAUAUGUACAUUGUGUAGUGCUAAGUUUAUACGUAGAGUGUAGUUUAGCUGAGAGGCGCAAGGGACGGGUGACCCCGUUGCCCGUCCAUGAGGUGAUAAAAAUGACUAUACAAAAUGCUGAGGUUGUAAUAUAGAGGUAAAUUUCCAAAUGUUAAGUUAUGACUGACUGUACAUUUGAUGAGCUGCUUUUCUAGUUAUGUAUGGUAAUUUAACACUUUUUCUUA